Molecule: messenger RNA, 2547 nt
Organism: Owenia fusiformis
Lineage: Eukaryota; Metazoa; Annelida; Polychaeta; Sabellida; Oweniidae
Source: the annotation of a GenBank genome assembly
UUCACAACAUCCGGUCUCGUGUAAAAAAUAUUUUCACCGUGCUGUUUUCAGUUUUUUUAGUAUCACAUAAGAGGACAGGAUUAAAAAUGAGUGACAGACAGAGCAAUAAGCUACCCAACAACCUACCACAGCUGCAAAAUCUGAUAAAACGAGAUGCGGAAUCAUACAAAGAUGAGUUCAUGCAGCAGCUUCGACAUUACCAGUCAAAUAUGCAGAUAUUUAUGUUGAAGCCAACAGAAUAUUCCCAUACAUUGGCAGAACUAGUAACUUUCCUUGCUCAGGUGUCACACUGUUAUGCUAAGGAACUUGCAGAUUUCCCCCAGCAGUUAAGGGAGGUGUUACAGCGUCAUUCUACUGUACUUGAUCCAGGGUUACGCAUGAAUCUUGUGAAAGCACUGAUGCUUUUACGCAACAAAGGUCUGAUUCCCGCAACAACUAUUCUUGAGCAGUUUUUCGGUUUGUUUCGCUGUAAAGACAAACUAUUGAGAAAGACGUUAUACAGCUACAUCAUACAAGACAUCAAAAAUACUAAUGCUAAGCAUAAAAAUGCAAAGCUUAAUACACAACUGCAGAACUUCAUGUACACAAUGUUACAAGAUAAUGAUGCCACUGCUGCUAAAACAUCACUGGAUGUCAUGGUAGAGCUCUACAGAAGGGAAGUCUGGCAUGAUGCCAAGACAGUCAAUGUCAUCACAACUGCCUGCUUCUCCAAGGUGACCAAGAUUUUGGUAGCUGCAAUAAAGUUCUUCCUUGGAAGUGAUGUCAUGGAAGAAGACGACAGUGAUGAUGAGGAUGAUGAACCUCAGAAGACUUCCAAGGAGAUCAUGUUGGGACACAGGGUCGGCAAGAAAUCAAAUAAAAGAAAGAAGAAGAUGGAGAGAGCUCUUCAAAUGUUAAAGAAAACAAAGAAAAAGAAGAAAAAGGCGCCAUCUUUUAAUUUCUCUGCUAUUCAUCUAAUCCACGACCCUCAAAGUUUCGCAGAGAGACUGUUGAAACAGCUAGAAGCAACUAAUGAAAGAUUUGAAGUCAAGAUUAUGAUGAUCAACCUAAUCUCAAGGCUUGUUGGAAUACAUGAGUUGUUCCUGUUUAACUUUUACCCUUUCCUCCAGAGAUUUCUACAACCCCACCAGAGAGAGGUGACCCGUAUUCUGACCUACUCUGCCCAGGCAAGUCAUGAACUGGUCCCUCCUGAGAUAAUAAAUGGUGUAGUGAUGUCAAUAGCAAAUAACUUUAUCACAGAGAGAAACUCAGGGGAGGUGAUGGCAGUAGGAAUUAAUGCAGUUAGAGAAAUAUGUAAUAGAUGCCCUCUAGCCAUGAGUGAAGAGCUGCUUCAAGAUCUUGCCCAAUAUAAAAGUCACAGGGAAAAAAGUGUACAUAUGGCAGCAAGGUCUCUCAUACAACUCUUCAGAGAGAAAAACCCAACUCUACUACACAAGAAAGAUCAGGGUAAGCCUACGGAGGCUAGCAAGGAGUUCCAGGCUAAAGAUUACGGUGAAGUGAAUGCUAAAGAUUAUAUCCCUGGUGCUGAAGUACUGAAGACAAAUGAGGAGAAGGACCAAGAGCCUGAAGAUGAUGGUUGGGAAUCUUGUAGUGAGGAUUCCGAUGACAGCGAUGAUGGAAGUUGGAUUGAUGUUUCUCACUCUGAGGAUGAGUUGGACGAGAAUGCAGUUGACCCAUGUGAGGGUAUGGCGCCAGAGGAAAAGAUCAGUAAAGCUCGGGAGAUAGUGGAAUCGCGUAUCCUCUCACAGGAUGAGUUUCAGAAAGUCUCCGCAGCUCAGUUAUCAAAACAGAUGCAGGAUUCAAAGUUCAGACAUGGGAAGGGCAGUAAAAGGAAGUCUGAUGUAAUAGAUAUAGAUGCAAAACCUAAGUCAAGUGGAGAGAUUGUAUCACUAGAUGAUAUUGAGAGAGUGCAUAAGAAGAGGAAGCAUGACAAAGAAUCAAGGCUAGAAACAGUUAUGGCUGGUAGAGAUGACACUGUGAAGUUUGGAGCGAGGUAUAAACGAGAGGAUAUCGGGCAAACAAAUCGGGAAAAACGGAAGAACAAACCGUUCGAAAUGGUGAAGCAUAAAGUGAGAAAGACAAAGAAUCAUAGAUCGUAUCAGGAUAAACAGAUGGCAUUGAAGAGGUCCUUGUUAAAAAAGCAGAAACAUGGCAAAUAGAGACAUGUGGCGAAUAGAAACUAUUCAAUGGAAAAUAGAGACUGCAUCAUGGCACAUAGAAACUUCUUUUAUCAAAGGAAUAUAGUUGAAUGGAAAUAUGGACUUUUUCUCUAAUUAUAACAAAUAUGACAUUUUUAUUAGAAUAUGAAUCAUGGUUACAUCAUGUCUACAGUUGAAUGACUGCUGAAGUGAACACCCAACUGAAAAAUAAAUACUUCAAAGUACCAACAUUUUCUAGCUCCAUUUGGGAAUGAAUGUCCUAUUUACGCUCAUGUUGGACUUUUUAGUAAGCGACCUCUCAAAGAACACGUUUUUUAAUUCGACUAUGAAAUGUAUAUUUAUUUUGACAAAUCAAAUAUAUAUACUGUAUAAUAAAGUCAAUAUUGAU